AACUGAAUUUAGUGGGUGAAAUUUUUAUAGGUGAAAUUAUGGUGUGACUGUCCUUUCUGGCCCGAUGACGGCAUGUGCCGGUUGCGGGACUGUAGUGUAUGUGAAUGUCCAGAAAGUGAAUUCCCUGAAUCAUUCAAGAAGCCACAUGCCUUCUCAAUGAAUGAUCUUGUUUGUCAAGAAGGUAAACCUCAGGCAGCUGUUGACCGUACUUUAGACAGUAAAGUUUUCAGAGGAUGGACAGAAAUAGACAAUCCAUGGACAAAUGAUGAUGAGACUGACAACGACGAGAUGACAUACGUGAAUCUUCAACUGAAUCCUGAAAGGUAUACUGGUUACUCUGGUGCUUCUGCAAGAAGGAUAUGGGAUGCUGUCUACUCUGAGAACUGCCCCAAAUAUCCGUCUCAAGAGUUAUGCCAAGAGGAAAAGAUUUUGUAUAAAUUGAUAUCCGGUCUUCACUCCUCCAUAUCAGUACAUAUAGCUGCUGAGUAUCUACUUGAUGAAACUUCAAAUUUGUGGGGCCAAAAUCUUACUUUGGUGUAUGAUCGAGUCCUAAAAUACCCUGAUCGUGUCAGCAAUUUGUAUUUCACUUUUCUCUUUGUGCUGCGAGCAGUGACCAAGGCUGCAGAUUAUCUGGAACAGGCAGAGUAUGAUACAGGUAACCAUUAUGAGGACCUUAAGACACAGUCCUUGAUAAAACAGCUACUUCAUAACCCCAAGCUUCAAGCUGCUUGUCCGAUUCCAUUUGAUGAAGCUAAUUUGUGGAGAGGCCAAAGUGGACCUGAGCUAAAACUGCAAAUUCAACAACAAUUUAGAAACAUCAGUGCAUUGAUGGAUUGUAUAGGAUGUGAGAAGUGUCGAUUAUGGGGUAAGCUUCAGGUUCUUGGUCUUGGAACUGCAUUAAAGAUUCUCUUCUCUGUUGAUGGUCAAGAAAACUCAAGUCAAACACUGCAGCUGCAAAGGAAUGAGGUAAUUGCAUUGAUGAACCUUCUGAAUCGGCUUUCAGAAUCUGUCAAAUUUGUCCGUGAAGUGGGACCUGCAGCUGAUAGUGUGAUGGAAGGACAUGUUUCUGCUCAUAAAACACUGAUUAACGCAUGGAAAAAAAUUUGGUCCUUUGUAUCUAAAACUUAGGCUGGGUGAGUGGUGACAGUUCUGUUUUCUGUGAUUCAAAUUACUUCAUAGGUUAUACAUAGAAAACCACUGUCAUAGUUGGGAAACUAAUGUACUUAGAGUGUCUCAAAAUGGAAAAUAAAUUGAUUGAGUAUAGGGGGAAAAUAUUAAGUGAAAGUAAUAGAAAAUAUAUUACUUGGGAAUUUGGGGUUUAAUCCCCUUCCCCACUGAUUUUGUAGUUCAA
Vigna umbellata (rice bean) is the source of this 1351-nucleotide messenger RNA. RefSeq names its product endoplasmic reticulum oxidoreductin-2-like. Gene Ontology annotation, cellular component: endoplasmic reticulum membrane; endoplasmic reticulum. Gene Ontology annotation, molecular function: thiol oxidase activity; protein-disulfide reductase activity; FAD binding. Gene Ontology annotation, biological process: protein folding in endoplasmic reticulum. The record is from RefSeq and is a predicted model, not a curated record. Lineage: Eukaryota; Viridiplantae; Streptophyta; Magnoliopsida; Fabales; Fabaceae.